Messenger RNA from Ylistrum balloti, 809 nucleotides. RefSeq lists its product as uncharacterized. The record is from RefSeq and is a predicted model, not a curated record. The transcript is spliced from 5 exons. Bases 179 to 529 code for a protein of 116 amino acids. NCBI's taxonomy places the organism in Eukaryota, Metazoa, Mollusca, Bivalvia, Pectinida, Pectinidae.
CGGAAUUAUUAAGCUGUUACUAUGAGUAAGACUUCAUACUGCUUUGUAAAACGACAUAUUUCCGUGAAAUAUUUACAACUGCACAUCAUCCCACCAUCCGCUGACACGUGGCUAAUUGCCGACAACAGGAUGACGAAGAUUUACCAAAUGGACUUUUGAUACUUCCGUUGAAGCUACAAUGACGUCAUCCUGGGCAAUAUGGAUUUGUUUAAGUUGGUGUCUUCCGCACGUGUUCUGUUUCGUGCCUUGUAAUAACGCCUCAAUGCCCGGCUAUUGUUUCGACGGAUGGCAUUGCUGUGACAACGGUUGGUGCUGCUCGGACGAUUUUGUGUGUGGCGACAACAGAUGCAUCUACCUCAAGGGUCUUUACGUGCCUAUUGGAAUUGUCGUGGUGUCACUCUGUGGAGGAAUAUGUGUUUGCAUACAUCAGUUUCGUAAAAGGAACAAAUUCGAGGGAGCACAAAGAAUGAAAAAAACAUCAAAAGAAAAACUACAAGAUCCUGAGGACAUUAUCAAUGAGCAUUUCUGAGUAGAUACGUCACUGGCUGAGUGAAUGAGUCAAUGGGAUAUUAAAACAUUUUUAAUUAGAUACGUCACUGACCGAGUGAAUGAGUCAGUAGGAUAUUAAAACAUUUUGUGUGAUCUAUUCUUUUUUAAUGUGAUUGAUCUGCUUCGACAAGUUGGAUUUUCUCACAUGUUUAUUCCUAUAACUGAAGUUAAAUACUUUUUACAAUGUAUUUCUGAACUUCUGAAUGUAACCGUGCUGUGAUAUAAAACGACCAAUAAAUACUGGAGAUUUCCGCAGACCA